GAGUGACAAUCAGCUGUUUUUUUUGUGUGUAUCGGCGGAUCUGUUUGUGGUCUUAUAUCCACUUGAAUUUUCUCAGAUAUUUGCAUUUUUUCCUUGUUAUAUUUGUGCAUAUAUGUACCGUAGAAUAAUGUCGGAAGUAGAUAUUAAACAGAACAUUAAAUUAGUGAUCGAAAAAAUUGAAAGUGCGACAAAGAAUCGUUCACCAACUCUUCAGACGGAGAAACCAUAUCUUGUGGCGGUUUCCAAGACGAAGCCUGUAGAAAUGAUUGCUGAAGCAUAUUCUGUCGGUCAGAGACACUUUGGAGAGAACUAUGUCCAGGAACUGGUAGAGAAGGGUGGAAAUUCUGAGAUUCUGGAAAAAUGCAAAGAGAUCAAGUGGCACCUCAUUGGACACUUGCAAAGUAACAAGGUCAACAAGGUUGUCGCUGUUCCUGGAUUGUACAUGAUUGAGACGGUGGACUCGGAACAUUUGGCAACCAGUAUCAACAGAGCUUGGGAAAAGGUGAAGAAGGAAGGGAAUGAGAGACUGCGAGUUCUCGUUCAGGUGAACACAAGCGGGGAAGAAGCUAAAAGUGGCGUUGAGCCAAAAGAUGCUAUUAAUUUGUACAAAUUUAUCAAGGAGAAAUGCCCCAAUUUGAUCGUUGAAGGCGUUAUGACAAUUGGAAAGUAUGUUGAAGACUACACAAGUGGCCCCAAUGAGGACUUCAUCUCAUUAAUGCAGUGCCAUGAGAAUAUUGUCAGAGAACUCAAUCUUACUCCACGAGACGUGCACGUCUCAAUGGGAAUGUCUCAUGAUUUUGAAGAUGCUAUUGCAGCUGGGAGUUCUAUUGUUCGAGUAGGAAGCUCAAUUUUCGGGAUUAGAACACCAAAAACUGAUAAUAAAUGAAUAUAUAUAUUAGCCAUAAUGAUCUCUGUAUCCACAUAACAAAUUCUCAGUCUUCCAAUAUAUAGAGAAUGUUUAGCUACAAAAA
Phlebotomus papatasi is the source of this 971-nucleotide messenger RNA. RefSeq names its product pyridoxal phosphate homeostasis protein. Lineage: Eukaryota; Metazoa; Arthropoda; Insecta; Diptera; Psychodidae. The record is from RefSeq and is a predicted model, not a curated record. Gene Ontology annotation, molecular function: pyridoxal phosphate binding. Gene Ontology annotation, cellular component: intracellular anatomical structure. The transcript is spliced from 3 exons. Bases 113 to 886 code for a protein of 257 amino acids.